Peromyscus leucopus (white-footed mouse) is the source of this 7034-nucleotide messenger RNA. It is a transcript of the gene Znf217, whose product is annotated as zinc finger protein 217. Gene Ontology annotation, biological process: regulation of DNA-templated transcription. Gene Ontology annotation, cellular component: nucleus. NCBI's taxonomy places the organism in Eukaryota, Metazoa, Chordata, Mammalia, Rodentia, Cricetidae. The record is from RefSeq and is a predicted model, not a curated record. Gene Ontology annotation, molecular function: RNA polymerase II cis-regulatory region sequence-specific DNA binding; DNA-binding transcription factor activity, RNA polymerase II-specific. The transcript is spliced from 6 exons. Bases 1777 to 4923 code for a protein of 1048 amino acids.
AGAUGCUGUAACUCAGGCUGUCCAGGGCUGUACCAUGGGCAUAGUUGUGACCAUUAGAAUCUGUUCUGGAAGCUUCUUAGGAGGAAGUGCUCCCAGCUUUGCUCUUCCCUUGUCUACCUCUCAGCCAGAUGAGGCCCUGCUUCUCUGGCCACCGGCCGGCCAGUGUGCCUCUUGUCCUUUACUGGGCACGUCUCAGGUUGCCAUCUUUAGAGCAUCUUUACCUUGAGCUGCAGCCUCUUCCCUCAGGCAGCUGAGGAGUUCAGAGAUGGAAAUUGGAACCAUUCUUUCUCCCCUGAAGUAGCAGGAAUCUUUAUUCAAAACAUAGGAGAAUGCAGAUUUGAACAGAAUGCACCGUCCAGGAAGCAGGUUCUAUGAGUGAAGGCACUCAGAUGACACUUGGGAUUAUAAGUUACCCUGAUCCCUGGGUUAGUGGUCAUGGUUUGAACCAAGGGAUGGUAACCUUUCAGAAAGGGAGCCUGUAGAGAAGUGGGCUUCUUUCUUCCAAAAGCUUAGGCUUCACAGAUCAGCGGUGCUGUCCUCUCCUGUUACCCCAGCUCAAGCAGCUUUGCUGUUAGUUUUUUGAGAUAGGGUUUCACAUGCUAGCCCAAUUUGGCCUGGAAUUCACUAUUUGAUACAACGAUUGCUUCUCUGCCAUUUUAAAAUAGUUAUUUUAGAGCUUCAAAGAGGAAAGGGCGUCUAGUAACUAGGUGACUGUGCCCGAACUGCAGUUAACCCUGUGAAGUGGGUCAGCAGGGUGAGAGAGAUUUCCAGAGGCUGUGCUUAAUUCUCUAGUGAGCGUACUGCCUGGGUUGUGGGUGUCAGGUCAGUGAAUGUGUAGCCAUCUAAAAUCGGUCCCAAGCUUCAUUUGUGGCCAGUGCUUUGGUUGUAUGGAUCUAUCAGCCAUCGACAGAGUUCAGUGCUUGUGAGCCUUGCUCUAGUUUUAACUACAGGAAGUGCCCGGGUUGGGUUAGCUUUGCUGUGACACCUUGAAAGUCCUAACUUGGGCUAGAACUUAGGUCUCUGUUAGGUCACAGGGUGGUAACCACUCCAGGUCCUUGUCCUCCAUUGUGAUUGUAAUAAAGGCAGGCAUGAAGAUAAGCGCUGCCAGCGGCCUGCUCUUCCCCCCUCUGCUCUUCACAGCCCUAGUGUGAAGAAGGGGAAGAGCCAGCUUCAUGAAUGAGCAGUGGGUGGGACACAGAAGGAGAAGGACAGAACUGGCAGGUGGCCUGGUGCCCUUUGGUUCCUUUGGAAUUAACCAACUUGUUAGGAUGAGGAGGCAGGGCUGUAAAAACAAGCCCUCUGUGCCAUGAAGGACCCUGACUUUUUUAGGGGUUAAUCCUUCAGGAGUGAAAGACCAGCCUCCAAAGCAGAUCCUAUAGAGUGCUAAGUCAAGUCCUCCUUCCACCUGGCCAAUGCCCAAGUGAAAGGUGGAGUACAAGAGUUUGGAAGUCCCUUGUCUUCACAUUGCCGGGAUCAACGUCUUGCUCAACUGAGCCACUCACCCAAUGGAGACAGACAGAACUAGUGUCCUUGUGCUGACUCACGUCUGAAUCACAGCACAGGGCAGCCAUCAGACUUGGGUUGUGCAAAGACCCAUCUCCAUCACCAAGCUUGUCCUAAACUCCGGAAUACAUGUGCCCCUCUGAACUUUAGUUACAAGCCCAGGGCUCCUGGAGGUUUGAGUGACGUCUCACAAGUGGCCUUAUUCUAACUCCAGAGGUUCCCCAGCAGACGGCUGGACUGUCCCUUCUAUCUGACCCUGAAGUGGCAGGCAGCAUGCCAACUCAGUCACUCCUCGCGUACAUGGACGGGCCGGAAGUCAUUGGCAGCUCUCUAGGCACCCAGGUGGAGGUGGAUGAUGCUGUGUCCAUCAAAGGGCCAGCUGCAGUCCCCUUCCGAGCUGCGCAGGAGAGGAGCAUGACCCCAGCUGAAGGGCACAUGCCCCUGGACUGCAUGUUCUGCAGCCAAGUCUUCUCCCAUGCAGAAGACCUCAGUCAGCAUGUACUCACGCAGCACCGGCCCAUCGUCUGCGAGCCAGCCGUCCUGCGUGUGGAGGCUGAGUACCUAAGUCCUCUUGACAAAGGUCAGGUGCCGACAGAACCCCCAAAGGAGAAGAACUGCAAAGAGAAGGAAGAGUUGAGCUGCGAUGUGUGUGGGCAGACAUUCCCAGGGGCUUUUGACGUUGAGAGCCACAUGAAGAAACACAAGGACUCCUUCACAUACGGGUGCAGCAUGUGCGGGAGAAGGUUCAAGGAGCCGUGGUUCCUGAAGAACCACAUGCGGACACACAAUGGCAAGUCUGGUACCAGGAGCAAGUCGCAGCAGGGCCUGGAGAGUCCUGUCACCAUCAAUGAAGUGGUUCAGGUACAUGUAGCUGGGAACAUCUCCACCCCCUACAAGAUCUGCAUGGUGUGUGGCUUCAUCUUCCCGAAUAAGCAGAGCCUCAUUGAGCACAGUAAGGUUCAUGCCAAAGAAUCUGCCUCCAGUGCCAGUAGCACAGCCCCUGAUGCCCAGCCAGAGGGGGACCCCACAUCUCUGAGGGACGAGCUGCUGCAGUGUUUGAACUUGAGACCCAGAUCCCACCCGGAGACUGCAGUGAAGCCUGUCGCCUGUAUACCUCAGCUUGACCCGUUCACCACCUACCAGGCGUGGCAGCUGGCCACCAAAGGAAAAGUGGCCGUUGCCCAAGAAGAGGUGAAAGAGUCAGGCCAAGAAGGAAGCACGGACAAUGAAGAUUCGUGUUCAGAGAAAGAGGAACUUGGAGAAAUUUGGAUUGGGGCUAAGUCGGAAGGUUCUGGAAAGUCCAAAACAAAUAGAAGCAGUUGUCCAGGUCUCUCACAAGACAAAGAGAAACCUAGACAUGCCAACAGUGAAGUGCCUUCUGGGGAUGGCGAUCCCAAGUUGCCCAGCAGCAAGGAGAAGCCCACACACUGCUCCGAAUGCAGUAAAGCCUUCAGAACCUACCACCAGCUUGUCCUGCACUCGAGGGUGCACAGGAAGGACAGGAGGGCCGAUGCCCCAUCCCCCACCAUGCCUGUGGAUGGAAGGCAGCCCGGGACUUGCUCCCCAGACCUCGCUGCCACUGUGGAAGAUGGUGGGGCUGUGGACCGAGAAGGGGGCUCUGAAGACGGGUCUGAGGAUGGACUCCCUGAAGGGCUCCAUCUGGAUAAAAAUGAUGAUGGAGGAAAAGCAAAGCCCCUCACGUCCUCGAGAGAGUGUAGUUACUGUGGCAAGUUUUUCCGUUCAAACUAUUACCUCAAUAUUCAUCUCAGAACGCAUACAGGUGAAAAACCGUACAAAUGUGAAUUCUGUGAGUAUGCCGCAGCCCAGAAGACGUCUCUGAGGUACCACUUGGAGAGACAUCACAAGGACAAACAGCUGGCGGACGCUGCGGCCGAGGUUAAAAGCGAAGGUCGGAGCCAGGAGCCGCAGGAAGCACUACUAACUGCCGACAGUGCACAGACCAAAAAUUUAAAGCGAUUUCUUGAUGGUGCCAAAGAUGCUAAGGGCAGCCCACCUGCCAAGCAGCUUAAGGAGACGCCGCCGCCUUCUGUCUUCCCGAGUGUUCUGGGCAGCGUCCUCCUCUCACCAGCACACAACAAGGAUACUCAGGAUUUCCAUAAAAAUGCAGCCGAUAGUGGCGAGAAAGUGCGAAAGAGUCCUGCCCCUGCUUAUCUGGACAUGCCGAAAAAGAGAGCAGCGGGUGAGCCUCAGGCCAGCAUCCCUGCCUGCAAACUAGAGGGGAGUGGGCCCCUGGCCCGGGAAGGUGGCCAUAGGGAGAAGAUGGAGUGGGAGGCCGACUGCAAAUACAAGCCGGGUGCUGACUGCCAGGACAGGCCUUUGAAUCUGUCCCUUGGGGCGCUCCACGCCUCUCCUGCUCUCUCUCUGAGCAAGUGUCUCAUCCCUACCAUCGCCUGCCCCUUUUGUACCUUUAAGACUUUUUACCCGGAAGUUCUGCUGAUGCACCAGAGACUGGAGCACAGGUACAAUCCCGACACUCACAAGAGCUGCAGCAGCAAGUCUGUGCUGAGGAGCAGGCGGACGGGAUGUCCUCCUGCCUUGCUAGGCAAAGAUGUGCCUCCCUUGUCCGGCCUGCACAAGCCCAAGACUAAGCUUGCCUUCUCAUCACAGGCCAAGUCCUUGUUCCUGGAGAAGGCCCGGCAGGGCACCUCCGGGCCAAGCAAAGCUCCCCAGACAUCAGGGCCAGACAACAGCACUUUAGCCCCGAGUAACCUGAAGUCACACAGAUCACAGCCCAGUGCCGGGGGUCCCGGGGCCACCAGACCGCAGCAGGCAGAGCUGUUGCCCAAAGGUGGUGUCUCUGCUGCUACGGAUAAAGUGAAAAGACCCGAGCUGAAGCAUAAGACCCUGCCAGCUGCCCAGUCUCAGUCCCCCCUCGGCUGUAGUAACGGCAGUGGUUCCAUCGAGUACCCCAUGAAGGCUGACGGCCCGUGGGGGCCGCCAGGGAGAGACUCCUACUGCCGUCGGAAUGCUGGCAGCGCCACAGCCGAGUUCUGUGAGCCGCUUCCCAAAAGACUCAAGUCCAGCGUGGUGGCCCUGGACCCAGAACAUCCUGGACCCAACGGCAGAAGGAGCUUCGAGCUACCCAAGUACCAUGUGGUCAGGAGCAUCACCUCGCUGUUACCAGAGUGUGUGUGCCCAUCGCCUGUGAUGGCCCCGAAAGCCCGUUUCCUGAGCCCUGGGGAGGUGGAGUCCCCCAGUGUGUUGACUGUGCAGAAGCCCUACAACGCCUCCGGACCUCUGUACACCUGUGGACCUGUGGGACACACAGGAGCCAGCCCAGCCCUUGAAGGAAAGAGGCCUGUGUCCUAUCAGCACCUGUCCAGCAGCAUGCUGCAGAAGAGAGGCCAUGAGAACUGUACUGGAAAUACACAUUAUCGACCAAAUGACAAAAAAACUUGAUUUCUGAUGGUUUUGGGGGGAAAAGGUCUUGCUGGAUGCAAGUACACACUUUCCACGGAAUCACACUUUGGUUCAUCUUCUGAGAGCACGUGAUGAGAGCUACUGAACAAGCUGUGACUGUAUUGUACAUAGACUCGCAGAGCAGAGAAGAACACUACAUUCUCCUAAGUUCUAUUAACUUUUGUACCAAAUAGCAAUAAAAACUAGUGGGAGCAGUUGGGCUGUACACGAAUGGGGACUGCAAAUCUAUUUUGUCCCUAAAUAUUUUUUUAAAUAAUUGACCAAAUAAGUUUUUGCAUACUUGAGCGCUGCUGAAAAGAAAUCAUUUGGGGUGGGGUGGGGUGGGGUGGGGUGGGGUGGGGACUGUUGUAAGGCUCGCACCUCAGGUAAAUGUAAAUACCUACGUUGUAAACUUGCUGAAGUACUGUGUGUAUUUCUUUUCCUCAUGGAGCUCAGUGACUUGAGCAGUUUCUGCUUCUUUAUGCUUUCUCAUUUAAAGUGUGUUUUAAAGCAAAUCCUCCCUGUCCUGUAUUAUGUUGAGUCCUCCACAGUCUAUUGUUUGUCCUCACACAAUUGCUGAUGGAAGUGUUGGCACUCUGAGGAUGGCUGUGCAUCUCGAGUCAGCAGGACUGAACCUGGCACCUUUAGUCAGCUGUUAGCAGGUAGUCAGUGAGGAAGAUAAAACAUUGUCUUCCUGUGGACAGGUUGUCCUGGAACCCCAGCAUCCUGCCCUGGGGUGGUCUAUGAUGCUUCUGAGCAAACGUGCCUACAGAGACGCCAUCGCUCUGUAGGGUGGCAGAGCCAGGCUCCAUGGGGGCCAUCUCAGUUCUUCAUUUCUGUUGUGAGAGUCAGUUUCUUGGAGAGUUGUCUGGGUUAAGUCUAGACAAAUAUGCCAAAUUUCCUUGUGUGAAUUGUAUGCUGGGAAGCAAUUUUAAAGGGAGUGAAAGGUUUGGGGAGAUUUUUAGUUUGUGUCUGGAGUCUUGGUGUGUCUGGUGUGAAUUGUGAACACCUUGAGUGCUGACUGAGCCUCCUGGCAGGCAGGGAGAGAAGAGCUGCUGUAGUGCCCUCGUCUCCUUUUCUUUGUUUCUCGGCCAGGGUGAUGUCCUCAGUGCACAGGCAGCUUGGGCUUGAGGGAAGACAGCCACCAGCUGGCUUGCUGGACGUUUUAAACUUGAGUUCCUUUGAUGCCUUGAGUUUCUCCAACAGUUUUUGGGUUUAGCAAACCCAAAGUAUUUUAUUAAGAAACUGUUUCAAAGGUGAAUUUGCACUGCUCCCUUUCCUUACCCCUCCCCCUCGGUAGGACAGAAGGGUGAAGAGCUCAAAGAACCCCGGCUCUUCCCACUCUGAUUAUGUGACAUGGGGGUCCUUGGGAGGCCUGUGGACGGUCCCUAAGGGAGACUAGACCUCCUGUGUUGAAGGGAGACCCGGGUUGAGAUGUGUCUGCUCUUGCAGAAAGUGCUUUUGUAUCAAGAACAUGUACACUAGGCCCUGUUCCCGUCCACAAGCUGAGCCAUAUGUACAUAAUCUAGACUGUUUUCUUAGGUUCUGCACUUUUAUAGCCUAUUUUUGAAGAUUAACACAUUUGCAAGAUGAUUGACUCAAUCUUUGCCUAAAUCCAGCGAGUAUCCAGGAAGCUCGCAGAGAUGAUAAAUGUAAAUCUUGAGGGGGGAGGUUAUAUACAAUGGGGGGCAAAAAUAAACCUGUAUUAAAAAAAAAAAUCACCAAAUCUAUUAGAAAACAAGUCAAUGUGUGUAAUGCUGAAAUUUUGGGGGCUUUCAGAUUUCUCUAGUUAUAUUUUCUGAAUGCAUAAAAAUUCCAGGUUUUGUUUGUUUGUUUAUAAACAGCCCGUGUACUUCACAGUGUGUUCUUAUCAGUAUUAACUCUCGGGAUACUACUGGCUUCCUCCUGUGUCUUUCCUUUGCGGCAACAGUACAUGUGGUAGAGGUACAAUUCGUUGGAUUUUUGUUAAUGUAUUUAUUUCAUUCCGGUUUGAUUUAUUUUAAUUGUUGAUACUUAAGUUGUCAGACCGUAGACAUGCUUUAUUUAUGAUAUAUUUCAGCUUAAAGUUAUGUUAUUAUAUGUGGAUGUAAAUAUAGAUUUGGUGUUUUACA